Messenger RNA from Astyanax mexicanus (Mexican tetra), 1765 nucleotides. RefSeq names its product Kruppel-like factor 4 (gene klf4). Gene Ontology annotation, biological process: regulation of transcription by RNA polymerase II. Gene Ontology annotation, molecular function: RNA polymerase II cis-regulatory region sequence-specific DNA binding; DNA-binding transcription factor activity, RNA polymerase II-specific. NCBI's taxonomy places the organism in Eukaryota, Metazoa, Chordata, Actinopteri, Characiformes, Acestrorhamphidae. The record is from RefSeq and is a predicted model, not a curated record. The coding region runs from base 189 to 1343 and encodes 384 amino acids. The transcript is spliced from 5 exons.
AGGGAAGCCCGGCGCAUUCAGCGCGAGCGGCAGCGCGAGAGACACACACACGCACACAGAGCCAUGGAGCGGCCCGCGUAGAGAGAGCUCCGCGCGCGCACCAGGACUUAACACACACGCACACACACCACUCUCACACUCACAGAGAGAGAGUGUGUUUAUGGGAUUUAUAAACUGAUCCGCGCGCGAUGAGGCAGCCCCCAAGUGAUGUCGAGCGAGUGGCUGUGGGCGGUGCGCCCCUGCCCUCCAUAUCCACCUUCAGCAGUGGCGGCAGUGCACACACAAGAUGGAAGGACGAGAUGUCCCAUCUGAAGCACCCGUGCCUCCAGCUCAGCACCUCUGACCUGCUGCCCGUCAUGACCAAGAAAGAGCCGGAGGAGCUAGACCUGCUGGAUUACGACUUCAUUCUAUCCAACAGCAUGCUCCAACAACAGCAGCAGCAGCAGCAACAGCAACAACAACAACAGAGCCACACCCCUCAGAACCAGCAGGACGAGGACGUGAGCAUGAUCAGCCGUGCUCAGCCCACCUCCCCCGGCUCCUACCCACCCUAUCAGGGGGAGGCGCUGUACCCCAUCCCGGACCUAAACGACGUGUCCCCAUCUGGUGGUUUCGUGGCCGAGCUCAUGCGGCCCGAGCUGGACCCGGCUUACCUGCAGCCGCCCACCAGCCUCCAAGGCAAGUUUGUGGUCAAGACCACCAUGCAUAUGGACUACAGCCAGGGGGCGACAGUGAGCAAAGCUGGCGCCUCCUCCUCGGACCCUUCCGUGUUGUUCGCGUGCCACAGGAUAAAGCAGGAGUGCCCCAGCAAGUGCGCUGUGGGCCGGCCAAUGGACCCUUGCAGCUUUGGGCACGGCCCGCCUUCCUCUUCCUCCUCGCUCUCCAGUCCGGACGAGCACCACGCCCCCUCUCAGACACUGGGACACCCGCUGGGGUUCCUCCCCACCCAGAGUUACUCUGCCUUCCAUCCUCAGCCCCCUCCACCCUCCAUGCAGUACCAAGAGAUGAUGCCCCCGGCCGAGUGUCUCCCGGAGGAGCCGAAGCCUAAGCGGGGCCGGCGCUCGUGGCCAAGGAAGCGGAUAGCCACGCACACGUGCGACUACGUGGGCUGUGGGAAAACGUACACAAAGAGCUCCCACCUAAAGGCUCAUCACCGAACACACACAGGAGAGAAGCCGUAUCACUGUGACUGGGAGGGCUGUGGUUGGAAGUUCGCUCGCUCAGAUGAGCUCACGCGCCACUACAGGAAGCACACAGGACAUCGCCCCUUCCAGUGUCAGAAAUGUGACCGGGCCUUCUCCCGCUCUGACCACCUCGCCCUGCACAUGAAGCGCCACCUAUAGCCCGCGCCCCGGAACCGGAGCGGGAGGAGGAGGAGGGGCAGAGACAAUACGGGACGUUUCUAUCCCAAAACCACGCGUUGCCUUCGUGAGAAAGUCAACAAAAGGAAGCUAAAGCUCCACGACGAGCCGUGUCGUCCACGGCAAAGCGACUCUUUUGUCUUGUUAAAGUCAUUUAUUUGUGUGUCGCCAUCAUCAUCGUUACCGUCUUCCAACACAACAUGACGAUGCGGAGCGACCCCGCCUGCGUCCGACCGAUCUGGGAGAGUUACUGGAAGUUACCGAGGAACCCGAUCAGACUGGAAAUCUAUAAAUAUAUCAGGGAUAUCUGUGGGAUCAAUACGAGAAGCGUUUCAGCCGAACAAAAUCAAUCAAUCAAUCAAUAAAUAAAUAACUAAAUAAAAAUGAGGCCUUUGACUCGAACG